This is a messenger RNA of Capsella rubella, 485 nucleotides long. Its product is annotated as cysteine proteinase inhibitor 5. The record is from RefSeq and is a predicted model, not a curated record. The transcript has a single exon. Gene Ontology annotation, molecular function: cysteine-type endopeptidase inhibitor activity. NCBI's taxonomy places the organism in Eukaryota, Viridiplantae, Streptophyta, Magnoliopsida, Brassicales, Brassicaceae. Bases 70 to 420 code for a protein of 116 amino acids.
AUAGAAUCAAGUUUAGAGGAAAACAAAAUCAAUAACAACGACACGGUUACAGAGCCCAAAGAAACAAAGAUGAUGAAUAAUAACUCUUCUAAGAUCAUCUUCCUUCUUCUCCUCUCUCUCGUCGUCGUCUACGCUUCUGCGGCAGCGCGUGUCGGUGGUUGGAGUCCCAUCAGCGACGUCAAAGACCCCCACGUCGUAGAGAUCGGCGAGUUCGCGGUCACAGAGUACGACAAACAGAGCAAGUCAGGGCUCAAGUUCGAGACGGUUGUUAGCGGCGAGAGUCAGGUGGUUUCUGGCACGAACUAUCGCCUUAUCGUUGCGGUUAAUGAAGGUGGAGCGAGCAAGAACUACGAGGCCCUCGUUUGGGACAAGCCCUGGUUAAAAUUCAGGAUUCUCAAUUCCUUCAAGCCUGCCAACUGAGUUUUCUUUUAAAACUUAUGUAACCGCUCUCUCUUUCUUUCUAUAAAACUUCAGAAAAUGUGAAA